UUAAACUGUUAUGGUGACACCACGUGACCAAACGCGGAAGAAACCCAGGAGUCAACGCUCUUCGCUGCUACGUUAUGGAUCAGUCAGACGCAACUUUUACUUUAGCCUACAUUGUAUUUACAGUUUGUGUUGUAUUUACGCCUAAUGAAUUUCGUUCGGCGGGAUUGACGAUACAGAACAUUUUCUCAGAAUGGCUUGGCAGCGAAGACAUUGGCUUUAUUCAAUAUCACAUCAAGAGAACAGCCCUAACUGUGCUAAUCCACUCCUCCUUACCGCUUGGCUACUACAUAGGAAUGUGUAUUGCUGCACCUGAAGAGAAUCUUGUGUACAUCCAUCUAGCAAGUCAGGCAUGGCAACUUUAUUUUGGACUGUCGAUGGCUUUUCAGCUUUUCAGCUUUGCUCUUGUGUUCCAUUGGUCUGAAAAUGAUUGGGCAAAUCAUCCGAUAUCUAAGACCCUUGGCAUAUUUGCCUUACCACAGUCCAGCUGGAGGGCAGUUGCAUCAUCCAUCAACACAGAAUUUCGCCGGAUUGAAAAAUUUGCUACAGGGCCACCUGAUGCCAGAGUGAUUAUCACUGAUACUUGGGUGAUGAAGGUUACAGUUUACCGCUUGUUUGUCACUCUGCAGCAGGAUGCACACUUAACUGUCAUACACUCAAAACAACAUGACCUGUCUCCUGAUUCACGCACUCCAGUUCAGAUUCUUACUCUUACUGUUGCCAGCAUCAAUCCCAGAGUCAAAUCUUUUUACAUAGGGUUGAAUUCAACAGAGUAUGCAGAGCUAUGUGAGAAAUUGCGUUCCCCAAUCAGAAAUGCUGCUAAUGUGGUUGUCCAUUUGACUCUGAGUGAGCUCUUUUUGGAGACCUUCAAAUCUCAAGUAGAGAUGAAUCAGGUUUACAGACACACAAGUGGGCAGGAAUUAGAGCCAUGUAUUGGAUGUAUGCAAGCGAGCGCCAACAUAAAACUUAUGCAACUAUGUCAAGAUGACGGUGAUGGCGAGUGCCAGCAGUGCUAUUGCCGCCCUAUGUGGUGUCUCCUUUGCAUGGGCAAAUGGUUUGCCAGCCGCCAGGACCAGACUCGCCCCGAGACAUGGCUCAGCAGCAGAGUACCUUGUCCCACUUGUAGGGCUAAGUUCUGCAUUUUAGAUGUCUGCCUUGUUGAAUGAAUACAUUAUUGAAUUACUCUACAAAGUUGCCUUUUUUACAGUUCCAGGUAUAAUUGUACAGUAAAAUAUAUGCAGCAAAGUGUGUUUGUGAGAUGAAAAAAGUAUGUACUAUAUGUAAAAAAAAAAAAAUUAUAAAAUAAACCUGAAUAUUUUUACCCUA
Pygocentrus nattereri (red-bellied piranha) is the source of this 1323-nucleotide messenger RNA. RefSeq names its product transmembrane protein 129, E3 ubiquitin protein ligase (gene tmem129). Bases 75 to 1163 code for a protein of 362 amino acids. NCBI's taxonomy places the organism in Eukaryota, Metazoa, Chordata, Actinopteri, Characiformes, Serrasalmidae. Gene Ontology annotation, biological process: protein ubiquitination. Gene Ontology annotation, molecular function: ubiquitin protein ligase activity. The transcript is spliced from 4 exons. Gene Ontology annotation, cellular component: membrane; endoplasmic reticulum. The record is from RefSeq and is a predicted model, not a curated record.